AUGCUCCGCGCCGCCAUCUCGCGCCUCGGCGCCCACCUGCACCGCCAGCCCUCCCCGGCGACGCCUCCCCUCCGCGCCCUCUCCACCGGCCGCGGCAAGCGCUCGUCCCCCACCGCGCCGCCCCCCGAGCCCGAGGACGAGGGCCUCAUGCGCGGCCUCUUCGUGCUCUCCCGCGACCCCGCGCACCCGCCGCGCCUGCUGGUGGUGCAGCCGCGCCUCCGCCGUGGCGCCCUCCUCGACUCCAAGCUCUCCGAGGCGCUCAACCUCGCCAGUUCCCUCGAGGAGUCCCGCGACGGCUUCGAGCACGCCGAGUCCGCCGCCAAGGGCGCGCCGCCGCACCUCGUCGUCCAGAACCCAGCCUCCCGCGGCCGCAACCAUGCUGAUACGUAUUUUGGACCUGGAACUGUGGAUAAUAUCAAGUGUUACCUGAGGGCAUUGGACGAAAAGGAAGAAUUAGAUGCAGUUUUUGUUAAUACGCUCCUCUCUGGGGUCCAACAGAGGAACUUGGAGGUUGCCUGGGGAAAGCCAGUUUUAGAUCGUGUGGGCCUUAUAAUUGAGAUAUUCAAUGCUCAUGCUGAAACAAAGGAAGCAAAGCUACAGUCAGAGUUAGCAGCUCUCAUGUACAUGAAGACUAGGCUUGUCCGUGUCCGCGGCCCAGGUGGAAAACUAGCUUUUGGUGCAAGUGGGGAAGCUGAAGUUGUCAGUGCUCGAGGGAGAGGAAGUGGCGGACGGGGUUUCAUGAGUGGUGCUGGUGAAACGGAACUUCAACUACAACGCAGGAGAAUCCAAGAACGUCGUCUAAGCUUGUUAGCUCAAAUUGAAGAUGUACGCCGAACUAGGGCGAUACAACGUUCGAGUCGAAAGAGGCAUGGUGGCUCAUUUGGUCAAGACCUUGUAACUGUGGCAGUCGUUGGAUAUACAAAUGCUGGAAAAUCUACUCUAGUGAGUGCACUUUCUGGAGCUGGUCUAUACAGUGAUGAUAGAUUAUUUGCAACAGUAGAUCCUCGAUUACGCAGUGUGAUUCUUCCAUCAGGGAGAAAAAUACUUCUCAGUGAUACCGUUGGCUUCAUAUCAGAUUUGCCUGUACAGCUAGUGGAAGCAUUUCAUGCCACCCUGGAAGAAGUUGCUGAGGCAGACAUGUUAGUGCAUGUGUUGGAUUCCAGCGCACCUGAUCUUGAGGAGCAUCGUUCUACUGUUCUACAAGUACUGCAGCAAAUUGGUGUUUCACAGGAUAAGAUCAACAAUAUGAUCGAAGUUUGGAAUAAGAUUGAUCUUGUGGAUAAUAUUGCUCUGACUGAUGGGAUUGAAGACGAGAUCUUUCUUACUGAAGGUGAAGAGGAGGAAGACUUGUUCUCUGAAGAUGAUGUGUCAUCAGAGCAGUCGUCUUUUGAUUCCUUGGAUGAUACAGUGGAUUCAGAGUCUCUGUCAGAAAAAAGUUGUGAAAAUGAUGAUGAUAAAAUGGCAUCUGAAGAAUCGAUUGCUGAGCCUGUCGAGAUGAAAGCAAUGAACUCUGAACUGUUACCCGAAGAUCGUUUUAGAGAGUCUAAUGGCCCGGAAGCUAUAAGUACAAGUGCUUGCACUUUGACAGAGCCAGUAUCCACUUGUCAUGUGAAAACUUCAGCUGUGGCUGGGACAGGAUUGCAAGAGUUGCUGCAGUUAAUUGAUACGAAACUGAAUGGACAGCAAACGGUUGUGCAGAGAAGCUAUGGACCUUUUGAUAGAAAAUGGAGACCUAGUUCCAUGGAUGACGAGAAGGCUGCAGAACAGUAG
This is a messenger RNA of Triticum turgidum subsp. durum (durum wheat), 1770 nucleotides long. The record is from the annotation of a GenBank genome assembly. NCBI's taxonomy places the organism in Eukaryota, Viridiplantae, Streptophyta, Magnoliopsida, Poales, Poaceae.